Molecule: messenger RNA, 2937 nt
Organism: Cryptotermes secundus
Lineage: Eukaryota; Metazoa; Arthropoda; Insecta; Blattodea; Kalotermitidae
Product: activating signal cointegrator 1 complex subunit 2
Exons: 15
Coding region: 457-2739 (760 amino acids)
Biological process (GO): regulation of DNA-templated transcription
Molecular function (GO): ubiquitin binding
Source: RefSeq, a predicted model, not a curated record
CAAAUUAGAUUUGGCUUUGGAAAGAAAUUUUCAUGGGACGAAGGAGUCUGGAUUCAGGUUAUGUUCUUUGAAAACAAUAUAAGGUCGAGGGCACAUCAAAGAAACUGGCAACUGCAAACCGCGUUGCCGAUUCCACUAUUCGCGCUGUUCCAUUCAUUAACAUGUGUUCAACUUAACAUGAUGUGAGCAACUAAUCAGACGUAAGCUGCUUCACUGUGCGCCUGCUAAAAAGCAUUGUAUGACCAACUGUAACUAAACAUUCUUUGACAGUUGUACAGAUUCGUAAACUCGAAUGCGCUAAAGUUGAUCUGGAGCGAUUUGGAAAUUUGUGCGGAAUAGGUUACGUGUGAUAUUCGUGUGUGAUGGUUACGUGUAGGCCGGCGUAUGGCUAAUUGUAACUUACAGUAGUGUUUGGAGAUUACAAGAAAGAUAAGAAGUGUGUAAAAGACGUGAAGAAUGACUCAGACACCAGACGAAAUAGCAAAACAGAUGGACGGGAACCAGGUAAAAAGCAACUGCAAGCCUCUUGAAGAACUGACAGUCUCUGCUCUGAGGAAUGGUGUAAUGAAGGAGAUUCCUGCCCUGCAUCAAGACUGGAGAGAAGAGCGGCAGUACUUGUACUACAAGCCACCCCCCACUGUUGAGCCCAAUGGUUCAUUUCCAAUUGGUGCUAAAGAAGCCUGGCUGGAGAGGAUGGAUUUCCUGAACACGGAUCUUAGAUGGUUGCUUGAGCUGAAACAGUUCAGAUUUUGGUCACAAAUAAUAUACAGUGAACAGACAUUGGAUGUAAUAUUGUCAUUCUUGCAAGAUGCACCUCCAUAUUAUGUAAUAGAAGAGUUCCCUCAGGAUGAUGAGAUGUGGAAUAGUUUCCAGAACACCCAUUACUUAGUGUUCCUUUUGUUAACUCGUCUUGCCACAUACAAAGAAUCUGAAACAGAGUUUAUCUCACCAGAGUAUUUUGGCAAUCUGAUAUAUGAUAAUUAUGUGUUCACCAUCCCAAUGAUUCUGGACAUCUGCAUGUUGUAUGGCAGAGAGAACAGGACACAGGUUCUGCAGAUAAUUGAUACUGUCUUUCAAGUUCAGCCAAAAUACCAAGAAGACCUGGAGAAGUCUGUCCAUUUCAUCUGCAAGGUUUUCAGGUAUAUAGAGCAGAAGUUUGGAGGGCAGAAACUACCAGAAGGGGAAGUGGUGAAGCUCUUGGAAAGUUCAAACAGGCAAGAGGAGAUGAUGCUGUUUGAAUUGAAGGACAUGGUUCUAUAUGUGCUGGACACUGCAGCAAAUAUAAGUUUAUUUCUAGAUAUAUGUAACCCUGCAUGCAAGGUGUUCCAUCAGCAGAAGUUUGAAUUGAAGAUAGCACAUUUCUAUGAAAACACAGUGCCACAGAUCUACAGGAAGCUAGAGAUGCUGGCAAACAAGGAUGACAUGCAGCCCAUGUAUGUGCAUCUGAAGCAUAAGUUGGAUGUGACGAGAGUGGAGUUGCUGAAAGUCUUCCACAGCUGCCUGGUCACAUGUCUAAAUUCCCUUCUGGAGCAAACUGAUACCACAACAGAGGCUGAAGUCAAGAGGUAUGUUGAUGACUAUGUGGGAGUUCUGACUGAGUGUCUCACUGAGAAAAUGUUCAUUCGUGACUACCACUCAUUAUAUCCUAUUGAUGAGGACCUCGAUGCCAUGUCACAAGUCUGCCCUGAGAUGUGCUUCCUGAAAUGUGAUUUUUUGUUGGAGGCUGUUCUGUCAUGCUUUGAUCUACCAAGUCAGAGCGAAAUGAAGAGGUUGAUGAAGGCAGGGGACAGAAGACAAGAACCAUUGUCUGAUUCACAAAAGAAUGGAGAGGCAACUGCAAGCAAGGAGUCAUCAUGUCCUGCAACACUAAAGAAGCAUGUAACAGGAGUUGAGCUGGAGUCUCUUAUUAGUGAAAUCAAAGAUGUCCUGCCUCAUUUGGGAAAUGGCUUUGUGGAGAAGUGUUUGGAGAAUUUCGACUUUGUGAGUGAGUCUGUGAUAAAUGCCAUAUUAGAAGACACAUUGCCAGCAGAUUUAAGAGACUUGGAUUGGACAUUACCACGGAUACCUCCAGAUGUAGUGGUAGCAGAUGAGACAGCUAAUGCUUCCCAGCGACUCAAUAUAUUUGAUAAUGAUGAGUUUGACAUCAUGACCCAAGAUCAAGUGGAUACAUCUAGAAUUCACAAAGGAAAGAGGAAAGGAAAACAUAAGAACUUGAUUGAGUUAAUAGAUGAUAAAUCUCAUCGAGCAGAGUUCCGUGACAUGUACGCCAAAUUUGGCGUAAUUGACACUGAAGGGAGCAUGUAUGAUGAUGAAUAUGAUGACACGUAUGAUCACUUGGAUGUAUCGGUUGGAGACGAAGGUGAUCUGGAGAGGAGACCAUUUGUCGUGCCACGUGUGCUGUGUAGCAAAGAUGAGGAGGACUCCAGUGAAGGAGAGAGUGAGGGAGAGGAACAGGGAGAGAGAGAGGAGAAAGCAGGGCCACCACGGGAUGAGUUCGUACCAAAUCCAGAGGAGCAGAGAGCUAAAGCUGAGCAACGCCGACAGCAGAAGAUGCAAUCUCGUGGCAGGGUCUGGAGAGGUUCUGGUCCUAAGGAUAGAGAUGUUGCUGGAGGCCCCAAAGGUCAGGGGCAACAGAAGGAAGUUCUUAUUAACAGAGAGCACAAAAAUGUGCAUAAGGCCAGUCAUGGAAAUCAUAACAGACGAGUGUUAUCACAAAGAAAGAGGCAGCAGAGGAUGUAAUGGCCUGCUGAUUCUUAUGCUAAUUCCUGUUUCAUAAUCUUAUGUUGUAUUUCCAUAAUACAGCUCUAAAUGGAGCAGCUGUGAAGAUGAGGGAGUUGGAUGUGUAAUGUUUCUACACUAAGGAUUUCUUGUGAUGUAUAUACACUUAUCUUGCCAUAUGAAAAAUAAGAACAUUAGUAUACAAUAUUUAUUUCUUCA